Mytilus californianus (California mussel) is the source of this 2557-nucleotide messenger RNA. Its product is annotated as transcriptional repressor protein YY1-like. The coding region runs from base 22 to 1158 and encodes 378 amino acids. Gene Ontology annotation, biological process: regulation of transcription by RNA polymerase II. Gene Ontology annotation, molecular function: DNA-binding transcription factor activity, RNA polymerase II-specific; RNA polymerase II cis-regulatory region sequence-specific DNA binding. The transcript has 10 exons. The record is from RefSeq and is a predicted model, not a curated record. NCBI's taxonomy places the organism in Eukaryota, Metazoa, Mollusca, Bivalvia, Mytilida, Mytilidae. Gene Ontology annotation, cellular component: PcG protein complex; transcription regulator complex.
UUGCUGGCCGCCAUUACCAACAUGGCGUCCAUCAUUGGUUCGGAAGUUGAGAUUCAAGAAGUAGAGGUUGAAUCAAUCCCUGUUGAAGUGCCGAUAGAGACAGUUGAAACGACCGAUGAAACAAUUGAAGUGCAACCUAUGAUAGCUUUACAACCCUUGCCAGAUGGACAGGAAGAAAUAAUUUUACAAACUCGUGAAGAAGUUGUCGGUGAUCCAAACCUCGUGUAUGUUGACAGUAUACCUGUUCCUGCGCCUGAAAUAGAAGUGUCUACAGAAGAAAUUUGUACCUACAGAAAAGGCAAAGGGAGUAAAAAGAAAGGAAGUCGUUCAAAAAAUUACGUUAGUGCUGGAACACUAGGAGAAUUGAACUUUGAUUCGCCUUCAUCAUCGAAGAAAUGGGAACAAAAACAGGUUCAAAUAAAAACUUUGGAAGGAGAAUUUUCAGUAACAAUGUGGGCUACGGGUGGGGAUGACAAAAUAAAACUGGAAGAUGAGGUAUCAGAAACAGAUGCUGACUUCACAGAAUAUAUGACUGGCAAAAAACUCCCACCUGGUGGUAUACCUGGACUUGAUUUAAGUGACCCAAAGCAACUUGCAGAAUUUGCCAGUCUCCAGCCAAGAGACAUGCAGUUGCUACAGCACUCAAGAAUAAAGCCAAGAAAACCUGCAGAUGAUGUGCCAAGAACAGUUCCUUGUCCACAUAAGGGUUGCAAUAAAAUGUUUCGUGAUAACUCAGCCAUGCGCAAACAUCUACAUACGCACGGACCAAGGGUACAUGUCUGUGCAGAAUGUGGGAAAGCCUUUGUUGAAAGUUCCAAGUUAAAACGGCACCAGCUUGUCCACACAGGGGAGAAACCAUUUCAGUGUACAUUUGAAGGUUGUGGGAAAAGAUUUUCACUGGACUUCAACUUACGGACACAUGUUAGAAUACAUACAGGGGACAGACCAUAUGUUUGUCCAUUUGAUGGCUGCAAUAAAAAGUUUGCACAGUCUACCAACCUCAAGUCACAUAUACUAACACAUGCUAAAGCAAAUGCUGUUUCAAAUACAGAAAAGAUAAUGACAUUUGAUGAUGGUUUAGUAUUAAGUCAAGCAUCUGCUUACCAACUGCCUAAUCAAGAAACAACAUUAAUUGGUUAUGCAUAUGAAGAGCAAUGAAGGAACAAUAUUAGAUGUAUAUAAAACAUUUAGAUUUUAUUUGCAAAUGACCGUAUAUUGUUUUUGGUGAUUUGUCUUCACCAUAAAGUCAGGAAGACAGUAUGUGUUCAGUAGUAAGGAAGAGAUGAUGAUCCACAGGGAUACAUUGGGAUAUCAAGAUGAUUAGAUCAAGCUUGUCGUCACUGAAGUUUCACAGAUUAUUUGUUUGCUGAAAUUGUUUCCCCUGUAAUAUGAUUUAUAUAGAUUUCUAUGGCUUCUCAUUCUAAGGAAAAUAUGGGGAAAAUAAUCAUUUGUAGAUAAGUUCAUAUGUCAUACUGCUAUUUGUUCAUGUCAUAGACGGCUAAAAUUAGGGCUGCUAUUACAAAAGUAAACAUGAAAAAUGAUUGGGUCAGAUUGUAAUAUUUCUUGGAAAUGGGCUAGUUCAUGUUUCUAUACUUCCAAUCUCAUUGAAAAUGCAUAAAUGUAAAUGUUAUCUUUAUUAUGUCACAAUUAAUGUACUAUUCUUGAAUAAUGAAUGCAAUUUAUUUAUUCUGUAGCAUAAUGUUUAAAAUGUAUUUUAAAUUGUGUAAAAAACAAUUGAUUUUGGAAUAUUUAUUGUCCAGUUUAAAUUAUUUUAACACCAAUACAAUUUGAGCUGUGCUUCUAAUUAAUAUUAUUAUACAUAUGUAAGGUAACAUCCACUUCAAUCACUUAAACAUAAAAAAAGUUUUAGAAUGGUAUAUAUUUCAAUAUUAACCUUGCCAAUUUGAAGUGCUCAAAGAUAUAAAUAGUUGUGUCAAAAUUUAAUAUAUAAAACAUGUAAUUUAUCUGUUUUUUUUUAAUUUGAAAUUUAGAACCUUUAAAUUGUUCAGCUAUGAUAAAGAUUACUUAAGAAAUCAGUCAUUAAAUAUUCUUUAACUUUUAGAAAAAAGAUAAUUAAUCAGAUUAACAGCUUUUAUUAUGUUGAUCUUUUAUUGUAUGAUUUAACAUUACAUGAAUAUAGUGGACAGUGGUUUUUGUUCAGGACUGUUCUUUUAAGGUAAAACGAAGCACAUGAAACACUUUACAACCUCUUGUACAAUUUUAUGUCACAUACUUCUUUUAAAAAUGAAAACUCACAAAAUGCUGUUGUUUUUUUAAAGUGCUACCCUGAAGCACCAUGUAUAUUCCUAAGAGAACAGUCUAUGGACAUUAACAUUUCUCUGUAAAAGAUGAUUGCAGAUAAAGUUCAUUGUAAGCUGUAUAGACAUUUUGUACAUGUAUUUAUUAAUUCAUUGUCAUUCAUACAGAAGCAUUAAUUGUAAGUUAAUGUCCUUAAGACAUUGGCAAACUGAGAUUAUUAUGUUGCUAUUCUUUAUAAGAAUGGGUAUUGUCAGUGCUAAUGCAAGCAGUUAAAAUGUGAUUAAAGAAAAGAAGAGAA